ACCGAGUCGUGAAGGAAGGGACACAGACACAGACACAGCUACAAGAGACUACUUCUGAGCAUUCUUCUCCUUCAAGCUUUGCUAUCCUUCCCAAACCACAGGAACCGGAGUCAGACCUUCUGACAGCGUGCCAGAGAGCCAACACGAACAAGGACAGGAAGUGACAUCAAUGGAGCAGAACGACAAGGGCACAUUGGAAACUGAGAAACAGCAAAUGAACGGUCAAACAGAAGAAGCAACCCAAAAGACUAGCACACCUGAAGAGCCGGCUAAUGUAAUUGAGAAGAAUUCAGAUAAAGAGGAUCAAGAAAUGAGUGAGAACAAUGCAGAAAAGAAUGAAGAAGAAAUAAGUGUGAAUAAUGGAGAGCAGAAUGAAGAGGAAGAAGAGGAUGAAUUGGCUGAUGGUUUCCAGUCUUCGGUCGAGAUGUCAAUCCGGCAGUUUGAGAAGGAUGAAAACAACCGCCCUAUUAGCAGGUACAACACUGUCAGCUACAGGAAGAUUAAGAGAGGAAACACAAAGCAGAGAAUAGAUGAGUUUGAGUCCAUGCUGGAUGUAUAACAGUGAUGAAUGUUAUCAGAGAUCAGAGACACAUACUGUACGUAAGAACUGAGUGGCGUCAUCAUGUAUGUUUUCAUGUGGAUCCUUCAAAAGUAUGUGGUUGUUAAACUUCUUCAUAGGUAAAAGGCAUGAACAGUAUUUUGUCACAGCUUAAUUUCAGCCUAUAUCACAUUUGAGUAGAAAUCAGUAGUUGUAGAAAUCACAUUUUGUAGAAAUCUUUAAAACAUUCAGAAAACUGGUUUUAAAUAACCCAUCAUCUGGCAGCGAGCCGUGAAAACAAUAUGUAUUUGUCUACAAAUAAGAUUUUUCAUUCAUGAAUGCUCCUUCAAAUAUCACGCAGUCAUGCAGUCUGAUCUCUGCUUGCCAAAUCAGCAUUAAUGAAUUACUGGAAGAACUUACAGUUACAGUAAGCACACAGUAUGAAGGGCAUUAUUGUAUUCCUGUUCAAAAAUGUUAUUCUAAUUAAAAGCUAGCAGCUUUCUAAUGUUGAUUAUGAUUAUGGUUUCAUAGCUUUGUAAAACAUGCUCACAAGUUUUAAAAUACAACAAUAGACAUAAUAGUCGGCAAUUUAUCAUUUCCAUUUUCAGAUUUGUAUAUGGAAUACAUGCAUAUAUGCAUACUGUGAUUAUAUCUAAGGUUAUAUUUAAGGUUUAAAAAUAAACAACAGUAGACAUUUAGUUAGAUUUAUGUAGGCUACUAUAUUGUAGAUUUUAGUAGUCCUAUUUUCAGUUAGCUUUUAUUUUUCUUCUUAUUUUUGGUCUUUGUUUUAAAUUUGGCAUGAGUUUUAGUCAUUUUAUAAUGUGCUUUUGUCAUUUUUAUUACUUUUAGUUGAAUGAAAAUUUUACUGUUUACUUGUAUAUCAUUGCUCUUUUGAUGAUUUUGAUUGCUUCCAAUUGUCUUCAUUUGGAUAAAAGCGUCUGCUAAAUGAUUAAAUGUUAAUGUUAAUAUCUUUUGACAAUUAGUCGUUUUCAUUGUUU
This is a messenger RNA of Carassius gibelio (silver crucian carp), 1536 nucleotides long. RefSeq names its product ermin-like. Gene Ontology annotation, molecular function: actin filament binding. The transcript has 2 exons. Gene Ontology annotation, biological process: actin filament organization; morphogenesis of a branching structure; regulation of cell projection organization. Lineage: Eukaryota; Metazoa; Chordata; Actinopteri; Cypriniformes; Cyprinidae. Gene Ontology annotation, cellular component: myelin sheath; extracellular exosome; filopodium. Bases 170 to 559 code for a protein of 129 amino acids. The record is from RefSeq and is a predicted model, not a curated record.